Molecule: messenger RNA, 678 nt
Organism: Blepharisma stoltei
Lineage: Eukaryota; Ciliophora; Heterotrichea; Heterotrichida; Blepharismidae
Source: the annotation of a GenBank genome assembly
AUGGAAUCAGAAGAGUUUGACGAGUCUACAUCUAUCCCUGACAAUUAUAUCUGCCCAAUAACCCAAGAGAUUAUGAUAAAUCCCGUUGUUGCAGCUGAUGGGCAUAGCUAUGAGAAAGAAGCUAUUUUAAAAUGAUUCAAAACAGGCCACCUCACAAGUCCAUUAACAAAUGAAAAAUUAAGUUCUUUUUCAGUCAUUGAUAACUUCAGAUUGAAAGCAAUUAUAAAGGAUUUCAAAGAAAGCCUAUCUGAAGUUCAAAGACAAAAACAGUUAAAAAUUGAAGAAGAAAGAGCAAUGAAAGAAAAAGAAGAAGCUUAUAAAGUAAAUUUAGAAAAAAUUCAAGAAGAAAAUAAGGCAAAUUUGGAAUUUUUAGAAGAAGAAAAGGAAAAAGUUAAAAAACUUAAAGAAAAUGUUGAGCAAAUGGAGAGAGAAGCAGAAAAGCUGCAAGAAAAGGUUGAAGAGAUGAAUUUAGAAAGAAAAAUUAGUUAUGAAGAUAAAAUUAUUGAAUACAUAGCAAAUAAUCUGAGUUUUGAGCUAGCGUUUUCGAUAAGGCAAAGUCUGAGAUAUGCUUUAUAAAAUAAAUAGAUAUAUUAAAUUAUAAAUUAGCUUUUGAUUGAGUAGCAUUAAGAAGUUGUGAUCUAAUAUAAUUAUUCAUGAAAACAAAUAUAUAUUUAUUAA